Messenger RNA from Paramecium octaurelia, 829 nucleotides. NCBI's taxonomy places the organism in Eukaryota, Ciliophora, Oligohymenophorea, Peniculida, Parameciidae. The record is from the annotation of a GenBank genome assembly.
AUUAAUUUAUGGUAUACAAAAUCAGAAAUAAGUCAUUUUUCUGGACUAGAGCUGGCUGGAAGAAUAAUUGGCAUCCUAAAAAUUUUAAUGCUCCAAGACCAUCAAGUUCAGAAUUCACUAUAGGUAUUAGAUGUCGUUACGAUCACAAUUCAUUCUUGAGAGGUUAGAAAUUUAAUGUCUAUUGAAUAGCUUAUCAUUCAUACAGAAAGAUAUCAAGACAUUGCAAGUAAUAUUUCUUUGGCAACAAAGAGUUGGAGGAAUUAUUUUAGAUGGGUUUGAGAACAUUUUUUAUUGUACCUCAUAUUGCUGAAUGUCAAGUCACUUAAAUCAAACAUGGUGGUGAAAGAAGAAUGGUCGAUUAAAUUGACAGAGACUUUGAAUUAGUAUCCUACAAUUCGCAUCCUUAUUAAUUGUUCACCUACUCAGUUUGGAAUUAAUAUUUGGCAAAUCAGUAAGAGGCUUAUGAAUAAAGAAAGAAUGGAGGUUAAGCCAUCGAAGAUCAAGUUAUUGAUCACAUCAGGUAUGAAAAUGAAUUUAAAUUCAAGUGAAUUGGUGAAGGAUGAGAAAGCUAAGUUGGGUGCAGGCAAAUAAUUGAGCAUUGAAAGAACUGCGGAAAUUGUUAUGAAUGUUAUGAGAUAAUUAAGAGCUGCCUAAUAAAGACCAAAUCUUAACAAUAGGUAAUUAACAUAAUUAAUGUAAUAAGACGUGCAGAUGGUGAAUUUGAUGAUUUCUUAGAAUAGAGAAGACCAUUUACAGCUCCAAACAAUUAAUCAGCUACUCAUUGAGCUGCAAUAUAUUCAAAUAAAAUAUAAUACCUAUUUAAUUAAGA